GAGGGGAUUCAUCAGGGGAUUAAAGCCAAAGUCCUCGCACUCUUUACACCAGCAGCUCACCCACUGACCGACUGACGAUCUGGAAGGCUCCGGAUGUUUCUGUGAAGACACAUCCCGGCUAUGAAGGCUAAUGCAAACCAGAACACAACCAGAACGUUUCUGAGAGAUCCAAAGAAUUUUUAAGAAUUUAAUUUCAUGCAUUGUGAUAACUUCGGAUUUUUGGAAACAGUUUCAAAAAGGUUUGACUUUGAUUGGAAAAGCGCACCCCAAAGACUUGACUCUAACUCUUGGAAUUGCCACAACACAUUCUGCAAGCAGAGUAGAUUUCUAGAGCAUUAGAACAAGAAAAAUACAAAUUUUUGACAAACAUCCCUUCUGGUAUCCCGUCACCAUGAGUAGCGGUGGAACCACCACAGUUUCACCACAGGAGCCCCAGGCUUUCAAACGGGCGGUACGGAAGAUAAAAUGUGCUGCCAUGGUGGCCAACUUGGCCAAGAGCUGGCAGGGUUGGGCCAAUGAACACAGCGACAAGCAGGAUGGCAUUCCAAGCGGCUGGAUGCCUUCAUCUAUUGAAGACGAAGACAAAAGCCAUGUAGUCAAACUUACUGUCACCCCGCGUGUAAUCACAGCUGAUCCUGAUGACAACAGCAGCAGUAAGAUCCGGGCCUGUGCUGUGACCAAGACUAUCCAGCCAAAACGCACUGAAUGCAGCAGCAUGGACUUGGUCAACGCCAUUCGAGGCAAGAUGGAGUCCGGUCCCGAGGAGAGCAAGCGAUUCCUGGGGAACGAGUCACCGACACGGCGGCGACAGAUGAGAGCGCUUCAGAGCGCAGGAGGAGGGGUCAUCCAAGACAGGAAGCUGAUGCUCCAGGACAAGAAGCUGGGGUCGAGGAGCAGCAGCGUGGACACAGAGGAUAGCGGGCUGGGAGAGGAGGCCGGACUCAGCGACAACAGUGAACCAAAAACUGAACUGGGUGAUAUCCUGACCAAGAAACAGACCAACAGGCCCAAGAUUAAAAUUGCCACCACGGGUGACAUCAAAAGCCGCUGGCAGCAGUGGUCUGUGCAGCACAUGGAGGGCCAGAAGCUCAACCCCUUCAGUGAGGAGUUUGACUAUGACUAUGCCAUGUCCCAGCGCCUGCAGAAGGGCGACUCCGGCUACGGUCGACCCAAAGACGGCUCCAAGACUGCAGAGAGGGGCGACAGGGCCCACAAACACAUCCACAGGGAGAUGGAGGAGAUGGUGUGGAUCAUCAGAGACAUGGGCUAUAAGGAUAAAGAGGGGAGGACCAUCGUUACCUUCGGCCGACUCUUUGACCGCUACGUGAAGAUCUCAGAUAAGGUGGUGGGCAUCCUGCUGCGCUGCCGCAAACACAAGAUGCUGGACUUCGAAGGGGAGAUGCUGUGGAAAGGACAGGACGAUCAUAUCAUCAUUACAGUGAGGGACUGAGGACAGAUGUGAUGUCUUAUGAACAUUCACACACCGGCACACACGCCACACAUCAGCUCGUCUUGAGAAAUAAUGCUACCAAUGCCAAUCACAAUGCUGCACAAGGAACAUGGAGGAAUAUUUGGAAGAAAUAGGAUAAUACACAGAUGCAUGCAGGUUCAGGGAUAUACACAUGGGAGGGAAAUUAUAGUUUUAUCAGUCACAUUUGAAUUUUAUGUACAUAAAUUAUUAAAAGGCAUGUGAGUGUACACGCACUCUCUCUCUCUCUCUCUCUCUCUCUCUCUCAACAGCAGACUCAUUAGUUCUUCUCAUAUACCUGACAGGUCAUCUGGUGAAGGGAAGCUAUCUUUAUCAUGAUAACCAUGCUCAACUUGCUAACUAUGCUGCACUGGAAGCCUUGAGAAUCCACCACAGUGUCAGUCAUGCUAGAAAGCUUUACUCGGAUUGUGACUGAAGAAACUUCAGUCUCAUUUUUCAUCUCAUACAUCACAGAAAGACUUGACAAAGUCUCUGUUUUGUCCUCUUAAGCCAGUCAUGUUGAAAACAAGUCAACAAGGGUUCAGGGGCAAGGGGACAAGGUAAGCCUUGUCACAGAUUAUUGUGACUUUUUGGUGUUUCAGAUAGACUUAACAGGACAAAAAGAGAAGAAUUAGCCUACACAGCGAUGUGACCAACUUUUUUUUUCUCUACCUUUGUGUUGAAAGGAAUGAUUAAUGAAAGCUCAGUUACCAUUUCAUUUUUUUUUUUUUUACAUUAUUGUAUUAUAUGUGCAUUUUGUAUGGGAUUUAAAUGUACGUUUACCAAAUUUGAAAAAAAAAAAUCACCUUUUGCUCAAACAUUCUUAGAGAGAGAAAUUGGAUGUACACCGAGGUGAUCACACAGUUUCACUUCACUGCAGAUUGAGUAACCUGAGGCUGCUCGAUGGACUGAUACACAGGGAUGACGUUUGGUUCCUUCAAACCAAAAGUCAAAACUAUUGACUGUAUCUGGACCACACCAAUGAUCUGUGAACUGGUGCCUUUUGGCUCCUGAUUUGUAGAGUAAAUGCUUUGUAGAGUUGUGUGAUAAAAAACAUACUAAUAUUAUACAGUGGGAUAAGGUAACAAAGUUUACACAAGUACGGUACUUAUAUAUCAUUUUUAGUUGAAAUACUGAAUAUUUCCAAUGUAACUUUCGACUUCUACUCCAUAACAUUUCAAAGGGAAAUAUUGUACUUUCAUACGACAUUUACUAGACAGGUUUCCAAAAUUAACAGAUUAUGAUGCAUUAUUAUAAGUUAAAGGCUGGGGUGCUCAAAGUGUUUUCAGUUAUGUGGCUGAUUAGAUCUACUCAGGUGUUACUACUGUGCACAGAUGUGCUGGGAUUUACAUAAGGAUGUUAAGAAGGAUCAAAUUGUCCCACAACAAAGCUAAAUUAUCUGUUUACUUUUCAGAAUUUAAGUACACUUUGAAUGCAGGUCUUUUAUUUUGGAAUUGUGGUAUUGCUGCUUUUAAUUUAAGGAUCUGAGUACUUCCUCCUCCACUGAUUGUCUGAAAAGGAACAGACUAAUAAUACAUUUGAGCUUAGUAAUUGAAAUCUUAACUGUUAAUUUAUGUUUGAAAAACUCUUGUCUCUUGAGUGCUUGUGUAAAGUGUGAUAGUUUGGGCAUAAAUGAUUGUCUAGAGAAAUAUAUUUUACCUCAUUUUAACAUUUUGGACAUUUAUUGUUUUAAAUUGUGUUAAAUUAGUUUUGUUUUUUUUCCAACAUUUUCUUCUUUCAAAGUGAAAGCCUUUGGGUCUUCUUACAGAAGUGCAAUUUUGUCACAAAAUGUGUUUUAAAAAACUGUGCAGCGUGGUGUUUCAUGCAUACGUUGGGAUUACUGUAAAUAUACAUGUGUCAUUAGAAUUUAGUACUGAGACUGUGAAGUUGUUGAUGUGUAACAUAGGCUACAUGCAAAUCAAUUAAAACUCAUUUAUAUACUGUA
Dicentrarchus labrax (European seabass) is the source of this 3413-nucleotide messenger RNA. It is a transcript of the gene abraa, whose product is annotated as actin binding Rho activating protein a. The record is from RefSeq and is a predicted model, not a curated record. Lineage: Eukaryota; Metazoa; Chordata; Actinopteri; Moronidae. Gene Ontology annotation, molecular function: actin binding. Gene Ontology annotation, biological process: positive regulation of Rho protein signal transduction; positive regulation of transcription by RNA polymerase II. Bases 392 to 1450 code for a protein of 352 amino acids. Gene Ontology annotation, cellular component: sarcomere. The transcript has 2 exons.